Molecule: messenger RNA, 918 nt
Organism: Raphanus sativus (radish)
Lineage: Eukaryota; Viridiplantae; Streptophyta; Magnoliopsida; Brassicales; Brassicaceae
Product: putative F-box only protein 9
Exons: 1
Coding region: 1-816 (271 amino acids)
Molecular function (GO): protein binding
Source: RefSeq, a predicted model, not a curated record
AUGAGAUUGAGAUUGCUCGAUCUUCCAUGGGAUUUAGUAGUUGAGAUACUCUCUAGAGUUCCGGCUACAACUUUGAGUCCACUGCGCUUUACUUGCAAGCUAUUGAACGAUUUAUUCAAUGAUCAAGAUUUCAUCAAAAAGCACUUGGAUAAAGCAGCAAAACAGGGUAAGGUCCUCAUGUUGAGUGAUUUAAAGGUUUAUUCAAUGACCGUAGACCACGAUGACAACGUUGUUGAUCCACAAGCCUUGCUGAACUUCAAGGAUUUCCAUAUACCAGUUGAGAUUUUUAAAAUCUUUCACUGCGACGGGUUAUUGUUAUGCACCACCGGGGACUUUAGGCUCGUGGUUUGGAACCCUUGUACUGGCCAAAUCAGUUGGUUACCAAUACUAUACAGUGAUCGUUACGAGCAUAAGUCGGAGUUUUUUCUUGGAUACGACAAUAAAAAAAACUAUAAGAUCUUGAGGUACAGCUGGGCAAAGCAUGCCCUAAACCAUCGAGUUAUUAAGUGUAGAGUCUAUGAUUUUGGGUCUCAUUCGUGGAGGGAUCUCGAUGACCUCAUCCUCAAAAAAGAGACCAUAAUAUCGAAGGGAGUGUCUUUGAAGGGGAAUACUUAUUGGAUUGCUGAUAAACAACACGAAGAAGAUCGCUUACUUAGUUUCGAUUUUUCUACAGAGAGGUUUAAGUGGAUGUCUAUUCCAUUUCCGAGUUUUGGUGACGAUUGUGUUCCUAGAGCUCUCUCAGUUGUUAGAGAAGAAGGGCUGUAUGAUUAUAUAGCAGCAUUUCCCGUCCGCUACAAAACAUUGAGAUAUGGAUGACGACAGAUGAUAAUAUUGGUCAGACCAAAGACUUGUCGUGGAGCAAGUUUUUAUCAGUGGAACAAGUUAAGAAGCGUUUUUCAAGUGGGAUGACUUUCUUUA